ACUCCUAGAUGCGUGUUUCCACACCAUGGGCUGCCAUAAAUAGCGAGCGAAGGUCGCCUCCUUCCUCAGCAAGCAAAAGGCGCGACAUGAUAUAUACACGAAAAAUUAGCGAGGAAGGCAUCCACCACCGCCUUCAACUCCGUCUCCAUCCUUCGCCGUCACCGCCUCCUCUUCUUCCUUCCAUCUCCCACUCGAUCGAUCACAAGUUUCAAGUCAUGCUGAGUUUUCACUACCCUUUAAUCCAAUGAAGAUCUACUGUUUCACAAGCUGGUUCGAGAAGGUCUUCACCAAAGAUCUCAUUUUGGUGGAGCAUCCACACUGUGAGACCUGCACCUGAUGUUGGAUUCCGUUCGUACUCGAUGGAUGGCAUGGAUGUGGCCCGAGAACGGGAACUUGCAUGUUAUAAGGCCAACCGUGUGUGAGACUUGGUUGGUCUGUGAUCCGGGGUACUCGGUCGCGGCCCUGUGGUAAUUAACAGAUUGUGUUCGGUAGAGAUCGAAGAGAGCCGCCAAAGACGUCGAUGCGAUGACGAAUACUGCCAUGGAGGAGGAUCCCCACAGUAAUGUCAGCAGCAGCAGGGACAGGUACGCUGAGUUCAUGAAGGACUCCUGCUGCGCCCGCUACUUCCUCGGGCCGAACCCCUCCAUUGCGAGGUUCGUCUACGCUCUCAUCUUCCUCGUCACCUGCCUCCUCGCGUGGACCGUUCGAGACUAUGGCCGCAAUGCCCUCUCCGAGCUCGAGAGACUCAAAGGUUGUCAUGGUGCUCGAUAUUGUUUAGGCGCGGAAGGUGUACUCCGCGUAAGCUUUGGCUGCUUCUUAUUCUUCUUUGUCAUGUUUCUGUCCACCAUGGGGACGAAGAAACUAGAAGACUCUCGGAAUUUGUGGCACUCCGAAUGGUGGCCUGCCAAGAUCAUCAUUUGGAUUGUCUUCAUGGUGGUACCAUUCUUCAUACCCUCUGCAUUUAUCCAGCUCUAUGGGAAAUUUGCACACUUUGGUGCAGGCGCAUUUCUUAUGAUUCAGCUUAUCAGCGUAAUCAGUUUUAUAACUUGGCUAAACGACUGCUGCCAAUCUGAGAAAUAUGCAAAGAGAUGCCAGUACCAAGUGAUGGUUCUCUCAGCCACAGCAUAUGUUUCAUCCAUCUCAGGAAUUAUUUUGAUGUAUAUCUGGUAUGUGCCCAGUUUAUCCUGCAGCCUCAAUAUCCUCUUUAUCACCUUGACCCUGGUGCUUCUACAACUCAUGAUCCUCACAUCAAUGCAUGCGAAGGUUAAAGUAGGAUUUCUGGCACCAGGGCUGAUGGGAAUGUAUGUUGUGUAUCUUUGCUGGAGUGCAAUCAGGAGUGAGCCACAGACAGAGAUCUGCAAUAAGAAAACAGAAGUUGUGACAAGUGCAGAUUGGCUUACUAUUGUGAGCUUUGUUAUUGCUGUCCUUGCAAUAGUAAUUGCAACAUUUUCAACAGGGAUAGACUCCAAAUGCUUUCAGUUCAAGAAAACUGAAGCAGAGUCAGAAGAUGAUGUUCCCUAUGGGUAUGGCUUCUUUCAUUUUGUCUUUGCUAUGGGAGCAAUGUACUUUGCCAUGCUAUUUGUGGGAUGGAAUGCACAAAACACCAUGCAAAAGUGGACAAUAGAUGUUGGAUGGGCCAGCACUUGGGUCAGAAUUGUCAAUGAAUGGGUAGCAACACUUGUCUACAUAUGGAUGCUGGUUGCACCCCUUGUGUGGAAGAGCAGAAGGCAAGCAGAUCCAGUAUAGGACAUGAGGAUUGUUCUUGAUUUCUUGUGUAGAGAGUACAUAGGCAACUGCUGCUUCUUGUGUAGAGAGUUGAUAGAAUCAUCAUCAGCUCCAGAUCUCUAUAUGUCUAGCAACUGCAUUCUAGCUGGUACAAGUUAGAUUGUCUCAAGCAUCACCCACAACACAGUGGUAUUGAGUUCACAGCAUCAGUUGUGAUGGAUCCCAAAGCAUUCUUUGGAGACUUUAUGAGUUGGCUGCAGGUUUCAGGCUGUGGGUGUGGAUGCAAUGGCAUACACAUCCUCUGGAGUUGCUCAAGAGCCAGAAAGGAUUGUAUAUAUCGCAUAUCAAUUCUUUAAGAAUACUAGAAUCUCAAAUUCAUAUAAGCAGGGAAAUGUAAUAGGGUUGUGAUGUCCAAAUGGAUGUCUGAGUCUAGUAUAGCUGCUAUUUGGUGCCAUCUCAGAAAUGCAUAUUUCUGCAUCUUCCUGGUAGGAAAGCAGAAUUCUGAUCCAAACAUGUUGAGCAAAAUGUAACAGAUUCUUUUUCUUUCCAUUAUAUUAUGAUUUCCUGUUCUUGUUACAAA
Molecule: messenger RNA, 2305 nt
Organism: Musa acuminata AAA Group (dessert banana)
Lineage: Eukaryota; Viridiplantae; Streptophyta; Magnoliopsida; Zingiberales; Musaceae
Exons: 14
Coding region: 526-1746 (406 amino acids)
Cellular component (GO): membrane
Source: RefSeq, a predicted model, not a curated record